Molecule: messenger RNA, 2483 nt
Organism: Diatraea saccharalis (sugarcane borer)
Lineage: Eukaryota; Metazoa; Arthropoda; Insecta; Lepidoptera; Crambidae
Source: the annotation of a GenBank genome assembly
AUGAAACCUCAUACCCUAAAGUCUGAUUCUGGUUCGGUUAAAUCGAGUACUUCAGAUCAAAAAGGAAGGAAAACAGACGCAGGUACUUAUUACGAGGUAUUCAGAAAUAACACAACUGCAGUGGAAGUGGUAGUCAAAGAGGUUCAUAGUAAAACCAAAAAUAAAAAUAUAGAAACGGAAUAUCAAACACAUAAACGAUCAAAAACUAAUAUUGAGGAUCUACAAGAAGAAAUAGACAAUUUGAAACGUGAGCUAGCUAGAACACAUAUUGCUCUAAUGAAAACGAAAAAAGGUUUUAGAAGUGUUGUUUUAGAAAUGAAAAAGCAACUAGACAUGGUAAACAGCCAGGAAGUAGAAAAACAGAAAGAAAACUUAGUCUUGCAACUAGAAAAUGAGAGAUUAAAAACACUAUUGGACUUUAAAACAAAUGUAAUAAACAGAUUUAAAAAGGAACUGAAUAUUAUAAAGAGGUUAUUGAAAUAUACUAUAAAAAGUGUAAACUUCGCUCCUCAGGUAACGGAGAACGUACCUCUCAGUUCUGAUACGGAAUACGAUGAAUUCGAAAGUGAUUUGAAGAAAAAUCUUCAUGUUAAAUUCGUUACAAAAGUGUUAGACAGCAUGGGAACUACAAUUGAUAGCUCUUUAUCAAAAAGUUUAAAAGAUUCUUUUGAUGUUAAGUGAUGUUACCAAACAUUUUCUUUAAUAUUUUUUGUGUGAUAAUUUCUGUGGGUACCUUUUUUGUUUUAAAAUAUUAUAUACUACAAUAAAAAGUCAUGAAUGUUAUAUAAUUUUAAAGAUUUUAUUAAACAAGCUGUAAUAGUAGAUACCAAAUAAUAAAAUGGACCAUUGUAAUUUGGUAUUUAUUGGAACUACAUAUACCUAUAAAGGCAAAACAUCGCAAUGUAUUUCUGCAGUAUCCCAUUGAUAUUAUAAAGGCAAAAGUUUAUGGGUUUGGAUAUUUGUUACUUCUUCAUGAAAAAACUACUGAUCGGAUUUUGAUGAAGUUUGAUAUAAAGGCAAUUCUAAGUCUGGAUAAACACAUAGGCUACUUUUUAUCCCACUCAAAGGCUCCAUAGGGAUAGAAGUACCUCCAAGGGCGCAUCUUUUUAUUAACGCUGCCUAAAUGGUAAGAGAUAUACGAAUGAUUGCUAAAGAAUAAUUGGAUAUCUUUAAAUUAUCUAUAAAAUAGUCUGCGAUGGCAAAUGUCUAUGUGCUAUGAUAUGGCCACAAAACUUCAUAUAAGAUGUAUUUAAAAUUUUUGUACGUCUUUAACUGUUGAUUUGAGUAGGUCAUAAUAAAUCCUUAUCGAAAUAAAUAUGUUUAUCGUCAAAGAAAUAUAAUGUAAAUAAAAUUGCCUUUUACACCAAAUAAAUUGGAUGAGUAGUUAAGAUUUUACUAUGAUGUUUUGAGAAAAAAAUAAAGAUUUUCUAAUAACUAUUUUGUGUGCAUGUAAUAAUAAUAAUCUUUUAUUUUACAUAGUUAUACAUGAGACUACUCCAGCAAGUAAAAGGAAUAAUUGUGUUGGAGAUGUCUCGCACUUACCAUUUUUUUAAAGAAAAAACAGCGAUACAUAAUUUACAUAAAAAAUUUAAUAUUUUUUUUUAUUGUAGUAUUUUAGUGUGUGUGUGUGUGCGUGAGUGUGUGUGUGUGGGCAUGCACUUAUGUGAGUGUAUAUGUGAACGUGCAUAUUUCUUAUGAUCUCAUAAAGGCACCAGCAAGUUUUAUACUAUUUCAUAGGUCAGUUUUUCAAGCCAAUCUGCAACUGCUUUUUUACAUAUAUGAUGUUGCAUAGGAUAUAUGCUUCAUUUUAAAUUUAGUUGAUUAUAAACUACUGCAGACUGAGCGGAAAACUGACGCUGAGCAAAUACUGUACGAACCGCAGAGAUGAGAAUGAUUUUCCCCUUACGUCUCCUACAGCUCUUAGUAGGAUUGAAAGGCAACACUUUGUGUGUUUUUAGAGUUACAGAUAAAACUCCACUCAAAGUGUUAGAGUUCACUCGUAGCGAAACUGUAUGACUUGAAGUUCAUGACUUUUAAUAAAGUCCUUUGGGCCCUCCCAAGAUACAGGAAUUUAGUUUUGCUAUUUUAAUAAUGUACGAGUAUCUAUUACUAUUUUAAAAUGUCAAUUCACACUUGCUCAGAAACUUGGAAGAUUAAUUAAAGUAAUAUAUUCUGGCCCAAUAAAAUAAUAGAAAUAAACAUGAGCUGUGUGCAUAUUCUGUGGUAUUCCACGGAAACGACAUUGUCAAAAAGCCGGGCAAGUGCGAGUCGAAUUUUUUGACUGUACCGGAAACGAGAAAAAAAAUGUUGGUUUUAUGGCAACCCCUUAAAUAAUAAUUUUAUUUUGAUUAUUUUUUUUUGGAUUUGUUAUUAUAGCGCCAACAGGAAUACAUCAUCUGUGGAAAUUUCAAUUGUCUUAAUAUCACGGUUCAUCAGAUACAGUCUGAUGACAGACGGAGGGACGGACAGCGGAGUCUUAGUAU